AUGUACAGAGUUUUGCAUAGCAUCGGUCAGGCUCCAGCUCCGGCUCCGGCUUCUGAACCGGGAAUUCCAACUAAGAAUGCAUGGGAAAUUCCAUUAAUUGCCACUGUUUGCAGCGUCAUUAUCCUGUUCAGUUACUACAGAAUACUCAAACCUCUCUACUGCACAAAUUAUGGUGUGAUCUCUAGAAACCGAGUUGGAAGGCAGAUUCUAAACGAGGCUAAUCCUGAUGAUCCUUCCCUGCAGUUUCACAGCCAUGCGCUGGAAUCUUCCAUCCUCAACUCUCUUCCCAUAUCUCAGUUUGAGAAGAGUAAGGAAGGAGAAGAAACCCAGAUAACAACAGAUUGUGCAGUUUGCUUGGGUGAGUUCGAAGAAGGGCAGUGGCUAAAACGUCUUCCCAUCUGCACUCAUGCCUUCCAUGUUUCUUGCAUUGACACUUGGUUUCAGACUCACUCAAAUUGUCCUCUCUGCAGAUCACAUGUUCAUGAUCUCGCUCUGCACCAUGAAUUUGAAUCUCCUGUUUCUCAGCAUACGGUGCCGCAAAUUCUAAGGAGAGAAGACUUUUUCCAUGAAAGGGCUGAGCAUUACCAAAUCCUACGUUCCACGAUCCUAACAACUUCCUAG
Molecule: messenger RNA, 621 nt
Organism: Juglans regia (Persian walnut)
Lineage: Eukaryota; Viridiplantae; Streptophyta; Magnoliopsida; Fagales; Juglandaceae
Product: E3 ubiquitin-protein ligase RING1-like
Exons: 1
Coding region: 1-621 (206 amino acids)
Biological process (GO): protein ubiquitination
Molecular function (GO): transferase activity
Source: RefSeq, a predicted model, not a curated record